Messenger RNA from Anopheles coustani, 2888 nucleotides. RefSeq names its product interferon-related developmental regulator 2 (gene Ifrd1). The coding region runs from base 819 to 2135 and encodes 438 amino acids. The transcript has 3 exons. Lineage: Eukaryota; Metazoa; Arthropoda; Insecta; Diptera; Culicidae. The record is from RefSeq and is a predicted model, not a curated record.
CAUUCGUCACGAGGCAUAUUGAUUUUUCGCCUCCGCAUUGAUCAACGCGCGACUCACGGUGCGGCAGUAAUUUCCUAAGGGUUGGAUCAGUUUUUCAGCGAAGGUCUUGGAUUUCCGUACAUCAUGCACAGUUCAUUAUUUCAUAACAUUGCCCACGACAAUUACUCAUUGCUGUUGCAGUUUUCGCGCGAAAUUGGUGUUGGUGACCAAAUUCAAUGUAUUACAGCCCCAUUGUUGCUUGCGCGCGGUGUCGAAAUUGUUAACUGUCUUAUAAAAGGGAAACGCUCCUGAUUACGACCACGUUACAAGCGUUGGUGCAGUUAACGGUGGCACUUCUGAUUAACAAGUGCAAAAGUAAAUCAGUGGUACGCGGAGAGGAAUAGAAAAAAGUGUUCAGUGGCAGACGGCAGAGCUAAUGUGUGUUACCCCCGUAUGUUGUGGGUGAACUAUUGUUUUGCACACACGUUUGGCAACCAAGCUAAGUUUGCUAAAUCACAUAUAGCAGCCAGAGAAAGCUAGCACAUUCACAUAGCAAUCAGAACACAUCCUAAACGCAAGUAGCGUGUGCAAAAGCCACAGCCAGUUUGAUAUUUCCCGCAAGUGGUACCGUUAAGACACACGAAAAGCUAGAGGAAUAUUGCUCCUUUCAUUUUCAUUCAUUUCCCGAGGAGUGGAAAAAGGGUAAUUUUAGACUCAUUCAAUCGCAAACGUGCAUGUGCUCAUCGACGAAGUCAAAAAUCCCCGAUCACCUUUGUGGAAUCGAAAGUAGCUGCGGAAGCUUUUCCUGGUGGCAAACGUAACCUCGAUCGCCAUCAAUCAUGCCACGAAACCGGAAAAAACAGUCAGCCGCCGACACAUGGCAGCAGAAUAACGAUCAGUCUGACGACGACACGUGGAACGAUAAUGCUAGCACGUAUUCCUGUCAUUCGGAAACACAGAAUGGAGACGGAGGACACAGCGGUAGCCAGGACGGCGGUGACGACGGUAGCAGCGGAGGUAAUGGAUUCGAAAAGUACGAGGAGAAGCUGCUACAGGCAAUCGAGAACGCGUCGGACAAGUCGCUACAGACGCGUAUCAACGCGUUCCAGACGAUCAACGAGGUCCUGGUACACCAUUACAUCCCUGAAUUCAUCGAUGACCGCAAGGUGACGCUAAUGGACGCGGUGGAGAAGUCGCUGCGGCGCGGUAAAGGCGUCGAGCAGGCGUGGGCGGCACGCAUUAUACCACUGCUGGUGAUCCAGAUCGAGGCGCUCGAGGACAUCGGCACGCUUGUGAGGGUGCUGAAGCCGGUCCUACUUGCCACGGCGCAGGAUGGUGCGUCGGCGUACGAUGCGCGCGCCAAGUGUUGCGCUGCGCUCGGACUGCUAUGCUUCGUUGGCGUGGACGAUUUGGGUGAAGUGUUGCCGCUGAUGAAGACGCUACAGAGCAUCUUCACCGGCAGCUAUCUGAAAGGCGACAACAGCCCAAGCAACGCGAAUGCAGAAGCCGCCGCCCUGCACAGUGCUGCGUUGAGCGCGUGGGCCUUGCUGUUGACAUUGCUACCGCCAUCCGAAGUGGUGACAUUGGCCACAACCGGGACCGGCAUUAUACCUUCAGUGCACAAUCUGGUUGGAAUGCUACAGAGUCCGCACCUGGACGUGCGAAUGGUGGCCGGCGAAAUAAUCGCGCUUCUGUUCGAGCUUGGCCGCCACCACGACGACGAGUUCCUUGAUGACCAGCUGACGGAUGUGAUCGAGGCGACACAGAAGCUGGCCACCGAUGCGCACAAGUACCGAGCGAAACGGGACCGCAAGGUGCAGCGGGCUACCUUCCGCGACGUGCUGCAUUACCUCGAGGAAGAUGUCUCGCCGGAGAUCAGCAUCAAGUUCGGGCGCGAGACGCUAUUGCUGAACAGCUGGGCCAUUCACCACCAGUAUACCUGUCUGCGGAAUGCGCUCGGCUUCGGGAUGAACGUGCACCUGGGGGAGAACCUGUUCGUGCGUGAGGUGUUGCAACUGGGCGCCAAGAUUGACGAACCGGAGCGCCUGCGCAAGACAGUCAAGGCCGAGCAGCGAUUCCUCAACGCGGCGGCCUUUAAGGCGCGCACGAUUUCACGCAGCAAAAAUCGCGACAAGCGAUCGUUUGCCAUCAACUGAUUAUCUUUUGCUGCUGUCCUUUCGACGACUUAUCAAUAGGGAAAUAGCAGAGGGGCAUCGUCCAGGUUUUCCUUCUUCGGUAGCAGUAGCGUUGCUAGAUAGUUGUGUUUUCCCCGUGUUUGUUUUGCCUACCAUACGUUUUCCGCUUAUCUGCAACAAUUCAUGCCAAGUUAUUGCGCGAAAGAUUACGUAAAUUAGUUGUUAUUUUGUUGAUUCCUCGAAGCAAAUGCACAUCAUCCCGGGUACUCUUGCUGCAUCGGUAACAAUGUUAAGCCUCACUUAUUCAUACGCUAAAGUCUUCUACGACCGACAAUGUGUGACAUUCGUAUGGACGAAGAAAUGUGUGCUAGAUGCAAUAUCCAUACACCAAACACUGCAUUAAAGUGUAUCCUAGGAAACGCGUGAGCUUCCUUAAAAUCAUCGUUAGUUCAGAUUCGGUUGAAGCAAAUGAAAAAAAAAAUAAACGUUCUGUAAAUAAAACUACACAAUGCGCAGCAUUCUACACGAUCGUAAUUCAACCGAAGUUGUGUGUAAAACUAAAGCAUAAGAUUUAUAGGAAAACAUACGGCAGACGCGUAAAAACAUAAAAAUGUAUAAAAGAAUGCUUAAUGAAGCUUAUCUAACGGAAUUUGAAUUUGAGAUAAUUUAUUUUGAACCACUCUACGCACCUUGAUUUUGGACAACAUGUUUUCCUAAAAGAAAUGGUAUGUAAUCGGCUGUAUUACGCAACACGCCAGGAGAAUUCAGUUCGUU